Messenger RNA from Acromyrmex echinatior (Panamanian leafcutter ant), 3102 nucleotides. It is a transcript of the gene papi, whose product is annotated as tudor and KH domain containing protein papi. Gene Ontology annotation, biological process: P granule organization; spermatogenesis; piRNA processing. NCBI's taxonomy places the organism in Eukaryota, Metazoa, Arthropoda, Insecta, Hymenoptera, Formicidae. Gene Ontology annotation, molecular function: RNA binding. The record is from RefSeq and is a predicted model, not a curated record. Gene Ontology annotation, cellular component: P granule.
CAAUAGUUUAGAAUCGUUCACUAGUUACAGUGAUCGUCACCAUCUCCAGAAUUAGAUCUAACCAUUAUAAUCUAGCAUAUAACCUGCAUCGUAAAAAUAUUGUCAAUUCGCCUGCAUGUCCCUUUAGUGACCCAAAUCAGGACAUUAAUCAUAUUCUCUUUUAUUGCAAACUUUGUAUUCAUAAAUCGAUUAAAUUUCGUGAUUACCUGAAAAAACACUUCUCGCUUCAUCCCCUUAAUAUUCAUUAUAUUGUAUGAUUAAUAAUCCCCCCCCUACCUUGUGUCGUCUAAUUACUGCAUAUCUCAAAUCUUUAAACCUCAGUAUAUGAUUUCCAUGAACAUGCCUUUGUUUUAAGGGAGAGGUGGAGAACUUUGUUUCUCUCCUCUCCUCCCAGGCGGCGCCCCCGCCUGGUUACCUGUUUCAGUUACUAGAUUCACUCUGGUUGAAAUUGCUGCUACUUCGCGGCAAGGGCCAAUUAAUAUUGAACAAGAAGAAGAAGACUAGUUACAGUAAUGUCCCGAUCUUGUACAAGAAAUGAAAUUGUUAUCAACUGUGAACAGGCAAUCGGUGUUGCCGAUUUUACUCGGCAUAUCCUUAACAACUUUGGGAUUAUCAGUGGCAAUUUUGCUGUAUAGUAUGAUUGAAAAAGAUGAUAGAAAGAAAUAUGGUCGGAUAUCUAAAUGCAAAGAAAUUUGCAUGGAAUUUAAAAUGCCUGAGAAGUAUGUAUCUGCUGUUAUUGGUAAAGGUGGUGCUGUAAUAAGAAAUAUAGAAGAAUUAACUAACACAUGCAUUAAGAUGGAAAAGGCAGACUUAUAUUGUUCAGACCGUAUCUGUUACAUUAGGUCUGAUAAUGCAGAAAACAUUUAUUCAGCACAGAGUAUGAUACAAUCUAUAAUAAACAAUCUACCUAUCAUUGAAACCUUUGAAUUGUUUGUCCCUUUUGAAGUUUCUAAAAGAAUUUUUAAAAAAAAUUGGAAUAAUUUUGGAUUUGCACAAGAGAUCCAAAAAACUUAUGGUACAAAAAUUAUACUUGAGAGUGAUCCUCAUAAAACUGAAACUGGACUCAAAAGAAGGAUAAUAUUAAAGGGAACUACUGAUCAAAUAGCGGCAGCCAUUAUUCAAAUAGAAGAUAAAGUUCAAGAUGAAAUUAAAGCUGAAGUUCAACUAAGAAUGCAAGUUGCAACUGCAAAAACAUCUGUAUCUGAACUAUCCCAUAUUAACACUGAUAUUAAAAAUACAACAGAGGAUCAUUCUGAUAUUGAAACUUAUAAAUUAUUAGUGCCACAUGAAGUUUGUGGAAGGAUCAUAGGAAAAAAUGGAUACACAGUGCAAGAAAUGGAAAGAUUCUCUGGUGCAAAAAUCAUACUUGAAAAUGUUGCUAAUAAAUUUGAAAAUCAAAGAAAUGUAACAAUAAUUGGGACUGGUAAACAAAUUGAACUAGCUACUGAUCAGAUAAAAAAUAAAAUUAAAGAGGCAAUUGAAUCUCGUAAUGAAUGGAAUUAUGAAUCUACAAUGACCAUAAAAAGCAUAUCUGAUUCUCCAUGUAAUAAUGAUGGUUUAAUGGAAGUAUAUGUAUCUGCAAUGGAAACGCCAAGUCUGUUUUGGAUUCAAGUGGUUGGUUCUGCAAAUAUUCGUUUACAACACUUAGUACAUGAUAUGACAAAGUAUUACAAUGAAAAGGAAAAUUGCCAACUCCAUACUUUGAAAAAAAUAACAGUAGGCCAAAUGGUAGCAGCAAGAUUUAAAUAUGACAACAAGUGGUAUCGUGCAGAAGUAAUAUCCGUUAUGGAAUCUUCUGAAUAUAAAGUUUUCUUUGUAGAUUAUGGAGAUUUGGAAAUCGUUCCCAUAGAUGAUAUAUUAGAACUUCGUACAGAUAUGUUAAGCUUACGCCUGCAGGCUGUAGAGUGUUCGUUGGCAAACGUAAAGCCACGAGAAAGCGAAUGGAACUCCAAAGCUAACGACAAGUUCGCUGAACUUACUCAUUUAGCGAAAUGGAAACCGCUCAUUGCUCAAGUUAAAGGCUACAAAGAACGUCCGAUCGGUUAUGGAGGAUCUCGCCGUGAAAAUUCAUUAAUUCCUUGUAUUAAUCUAUAUGACAAAGAUAAUGAUAAGAACAUUAAUAUUGGAGACAAUUUGAUACAAUUGGAAAUGGCUCAAAUUGAGGAAGAUAUCCGUUCGGCAGUAAAUUUGACGUUGUCUCGUGAUAAAUGCGAUUUUCCAUUUAUACCAUUCUUAUCUGAUUCUUUAUAUCUUGACUGAAUACAAUUCAGUUGUCAUGAAGUCAAUGCUUGAAGAGAUAAUUGAAUUAUAGCAACAUAUCGAAAGAGACAAAAGAUAUACGGUUGAUCAUCUGAAGGAAAAUGAACAACGGUAAAAUUAAUUUUAGAAAAGAAUCAAUUUUUUAAAACAGUUUAUCAACUUGCGCAUCGCCUGCACAAAAUUUCAUAUACAUGAAUCGAAAGGCUCUUCUUUUAAAUAUAUAAUUAAAAAGAAAUAAAGAUUAUGAGUCAAAGCUAAAUAUUCGCAAGUUAUUCUCAAGAUUAAUAAUAAAAUAUGUCACUAGACGAUGACGUCAUUAGGCGAGGGAAUGACGUCACGGGGGCGGGGAGGAAAAUGACAUCACGGUAGGUGAUGUCACUAGGCGAGGGGAAUGACGUCAUGGAGGUGUGCGGGGAAAUUACGUAACGCGGGAUAUGCGGAAAAUUACGUCCGGUGAUAACAUCACGCGAAGUCAGUGGCUGCCGGGCGUGGUCCGCCGCCACCGCCGACCCCCACCUCCGGGCGCGAUCCUCACGCAAUACUUACUAUGUAUACUUACCAUUAGGACUCCUGACUACUCAGCCAAGAACUCAACGUUGGCAGUGGCGACAUAGAAUCAGACAGCGGUCUGGCGAAACGUAGUCACACACUUAAGCAUGUCCGUGUGCUCGCCUGCGGCGCGCCGAGAGUGAACGAGACAGCGAGCUCCUCACACUAAUCGCUUGUUUCAAGCGAAAAUGUUUUCUCAGCAAUCUUGGCCGCUCGGCGGCCCUAGGCAUUAAUAAGGGACGGGAGGCAUUCUAAAUAACAUAUAAGUUUUAAUAAAUUGGAAUAGGAAUAGUG